UUGAACUUUCAGCGAUAUUUCCGCUUUCGUGACAACGCUGACAUACUCUCUCUGUCUCUUGAGAAAUUGGCAUAUUUCUUGUACAUUGCAGUAUUUUCUCUGUGAGAUCUCUCAUCAGUCUAAAUUGUACUUGGGUUAAACGUCGUGGCAUUGUUGAUAUUUUUUGCUGUAUAAGAUAAUUGCAGGGCUAUUAUCUUUAAUUGCGGCGAUCGACUGAAUGACUGCUUGUUAUCCGUAAUCGCCUUUUGAACACUUUUGUUGAUAAGAUAAUAAUCUCGGUUAUUAAGUGGUUUGAAGAUGCUGCGCCGAAGGAAUUUGUUGACACUGUUUUUGGCCAUUUGGGAGACGUCGUACUGUCAUGCCAAGCCUUUCUUAAAUAUGGGUGAUAAUAUUAGCGAGAACACUACCGAUCUCACAAACUCCUCCCUCCUCCUCAUCCCCGCACCCGAACCCGUAAUCUCCAUCCCCAGCAAGGACCCUCCGGGGCCGUUGCAAGCCGUCCACCAGGACCUCCACCCGGUGCUCCUCCCUAACCCCAACACCUCCACCAACGGCUUCUCACUGGAGGCCAACCACCCCAUCGCCACCGACCCGGCGAUGCAGAUCGCCCUGGAGAAAUCCGCGGCCCAAGCGGCAGCGGCGCCCAGCAUCAACACCUCCCACCCGGUGGGCGCCAACGACACCGCCCUGGUCCAUCCCAACGCCACGCACAUUGACGCUCUGAUGGAGGCCAUCCACCAGCCCGUCCCCGACCCCGACUCCAUGCACAUCCAGCCCAAGGGCCCGGAGAAGGCGCCAGCCGUCGCCCAGGGACGGGACAUGCUGCCGAGUAUUGUCGGGGAUAGUAACAAGGAGGUGUCGGGACGGCCGGUGGCCAAUGGCGGGUUGAGUCCGGCGACGGUGCAGCAGGCGGAGGGGAAGCUGCCGCCGCUAGAGAUGAUGCCGAACCCGUUCGGGAAUGAGCCGUCGCAUGUGCCGGUCGCGCCGGAAGUCAAGCCGGCGCCGGUGCCGGUUAAUAAUGCCCCGCCGGUGGCGAUGCCGUGAACUAACGGGUCUUGUGCCAAAAAUUGCUAAAUUUAUUCCUUCAUACUGGUGGAUUAUUAACUGCAGCUUUUGUUAUUGCAUGUGACCUUUGGAAGUGGUGCAAUCCAACGCGCUGUUAAUUAAGGCGUUUAAUUUUUUUCUGCGUUGUUAUUAAGCAAUUUAUUGUCUUCUCUGUCAGACAGUUAAAUGUAUAUGAAUUUUUAAAAGUACGUUCUAGUACUUUGAGUAAAAACUGGUGUACGGAUGAAAUAAAAUUCAUUUACUGAAUUUAAUCCAAAU
Paramacrobiotus metropolitanus is the source of this 1323-nucleotide messenger RNA. RefSeq lists its product as uncharacterized. The transcript is spliced from 2 exons. The record is from RefSeq and is a predicted model, not a curated record. Bases 298 to 1044 code for a protein of 248 amino acids. NCBI's taxonomy places the organism in Eukaryota, Metazoa, Tardigrada, Eutardigrada, Parachela, Macrobiotidae.